AUGGAUCAUCGCCAACGAAAUAAUAUGGACGCCUGGAUUCUGGGCAGCGGCGUGCAAUCUCUUGCAGCCGCCGUGUACUUGAUCGAAGAAGCCAAAGUACCGCCAAACCGUGUGCAUAUCCUCGAAACCAUCGGCAAGGCCGGGGAAUGUACAGUGAACGCCGGCGACCCGGUCAAUGGCUAUGAAUAUCGGAGUGGAGCAGUGCCUGUGUUCAGUGGUGUCUGGGUUGAGGAUCUUCUUUGUAAAGUUCCUUCACAGGCUCGGCCAGGGAAGACGGCUCUCGAUGAUGUUCUGGAGCUUUAUGAAGUUGGGCCCUCUGACAGGACGCUAUAUACGCGGUUUCUGGCGGAAAGGUCGGGUAAAAUCUCUUGCACCAACACCAAACAGGUCAGCCUGGGUUUUCGAGAUCGUAGGGAUUUGUCCAGACUGUCUGGAAAGACGGAGCAAUCGCUAGAACGAUCGCGCAUCCUUGAUCACUUCCAUGAGAGCUUUUUCAGGAGUGAUUACUGGUUGAUGAUCGCUACUACGUUCGGUUUCCAACCAUGUCACAGCGCAGCUGAGUUCCACCGCUAUAUCCGCCGCUUCAUGCACAACGGCCACGGGCUGAGCGACUUCCAUCCUGUCUACGAAGGCCGCGUCAACUUCCAUCAUGCCGUGACAGAACCAGUGGCAGCCUUCCUCGAGUCUCGUGGCGUCGACUUUCAAUGCCACACGACAGUCACCGAUAUCAUCAUGGACCCCCCUGACAAAUGCCACCGAGUGUCAGCCAUCGAAUGGACGAAAGCGAAUGAACCCAAAAAGGGAACAAUCAACCUCUCCCAGAACGACAUCGCCAUUGUCUCCCUGGGCAAUAUCAUGUCCGGCGCAGCGACAGGAUCCAACACAACGCCCCCGGAUCUAGAGCUCAUUGAGAUCCAUAAAGACCUGGACGAAAAUUGGCUGCUAUGGCUGGAGUUAUGCACGAAACAUCCCAAAUUCGGAAACGCGUAUAACUUUUGUACACGUAUGCUGCAGUCCCGUCUUGAAGUGUUCACCGUCACCUUAAGAUCCCCAGAAUUUUUCAACCGGCUCGUCGCGCUCACAGGCGACCAGCCGGGGUCUGUCCCAUACGUGACAUUAAAAGAUAGCACUUGGCUGUUGAACAUGAGUGUGCCGCGGCAACCGUUCUUCCCAGAUCAACCGCCCGGCGUGCAAGUUUUCUGGGGUUAUGCAAUGCACCCAGAGAAAACGGGGGAUUUUAUCAAGAAGCCCAUGAUCAACUGCUCGGGUGAGGAAAUCAUGAUGGAGUUACUACAUCAUUUAAAAUUCCCAUUGGAUACGAUAACCUGCGAUGCAAUCACAAUUCCAUGCAUUUUGCCGCGGAUGACAUCGAUGCUGCUGCCACGGGUGGCUUCCGAUCGACCGCAGAUCACACCCGAGGGUAUGACGAAUCUUGGGUUGAUAGGGCAAUUUGUAGAGAUUCCGAAUGAGGUGGUGUGUUCGACUGAUUAUGGUGUAAAGGGGGCGCAUGUGGCGGUGCAUCAAUUGAUGGGAUUAGAGGAGCAGCAGCCGCCAUCUCCAACUGAUCUCUUUUACUAUACCCCAGCGGUCAGAUGA
Messenger RNA from Aspergillus ruber CBS 135680, 1596 nucleotides. RefSeq names its product oleate hydratase. The record is from RefSeq and is a predicted model, not a curated record. NCBI's taxonomy places the organism in Eukaryota, Fungi, Ascomycota, Eurotiomycetes, Eurotiales, Aspergillaceae. The transcript is spliced from 3 exons. The coding region runs from base 1 to 1596 and encodes 531 amino acids. Gene Ontology annotation, molecular function: FAD binding; oleate hydratase activity. Gene Ontology annotation, biological process: fatty acid metabolic process.